AUGCUCUGGCGCUACCAAACCGGAGAAGAUCUUGAGGAGAUGAUGAAGGUUCAAAAGGAGUUGACCCCCGAGGAGAUUAAGAAGAUGAAGGAGGGUGCUUUGAUCGUCAUUGAAGGUCAGAAGCGCACCAUUGAAGAGAUUAACAACCGCAAGAAGCUCAAGCAAUCGUACGAGUAUGAGGUCUCGUUCAAGGGACUCUCGUCCACCGAGAACAUUUGGCUCCCCCGUGACGAGCUCAUCAAGCGCGGUUUCGAGAAGCGUGUUUUGGAGAUUGAUAUUCGCGAGGCUCAACGUCUCGGCUUGUUGAGGCCCCUCGUCCGCCGUGAGAUUGAAAAGCACUUUGCCGACUUUGGUCUCGACCCCGAGUUUGUCUCGCACAACACCAUGAGGGGUCUCUCUGGUGGUCAAAAGGUCAAGAUUGUGCUCGGUGCUGCUACCUGGCGCCGCCCACACGUUCUCGCUCUCGACGAACCUACCAACUAUCUCGAUCGUGAAUCGCUCGCCGCGCUCAUUGGAGCUCUCAAGACGUUCCAAGGUGGUGUUCUCAUCAUUACCCACUCGCGCGACUUUUCCGAGUCGAUUUGCUCUGAAGUCUGGGCCAUGAGGGAUGGUCAGCUCGAGGCCUCUGGACACAACUGGGUCGAAGGACAAGGAUCCGGCCCAAGAAUUGACCAAGGUGCCAAGGAGGAAGAUGAUCAGUAUGAUGCCAUGGGCAACAAGAUUGACAAGGCAAAGAACAAGAAGCUGACUAGCAAUGAGGCUCGUAAAGCCAAGAAGGAGCGUAUGGCUAAGAAGAAGAAGGGAGAGGAGGACGAUUAA
This is a messenger RNA of Acaulospora colombiana, 819 nucleotides long. The record is from the annotation of a GenBank genome assembly. Lineage: Eukaryota; Fungi; Glomeromycota; Glomeromycetes; Diversisporales; Acaulosporaceae.